Telopea speciosissima is the source of this 516-nucleotide messenger RNA. RefSeq lists its product as uncharacterized. Lineage: Eukaryota; Viridiplantae; Streptophyta; Magnoliopsida; Proteales; Proteaceae. Bases 44 to 508 code for a protein of 154 amino acids. The transcript has a single exon. The record is from RefSeq and is a predicted model, not a curated record.
AGCUAGACAAGUGAAAACCCCAAUCGUUAAUUCCAGAGAAUAUAUGGCGACGACAAGGGAGGCGAAGGAGAAGAACAAAUCGAAAGAGGAGCCAGUGAUCAUACGAUUAAAGCACAAAGAUGAGGAAGGACGAAUGUGCGUGGAGAAAGCGGAGGUGAAGACUCACAAUCCUGAGACGAUCAAAUACAUUGAGAGGAAGCUUUGUGACAAGGGAGUUCAUCGUAUGGAGCGUCACCCUGUUGAUGGACGUCCCUUGGUUUAUGGACCACCCAAGUCAGGUCACGGCGGUAAGUAUACGUGGGAAGGUCCAGGUGACCUUACGGAGAAUGUGUUAGAGGUGGCACCGGCGGCGAUCGACGAGAAAGACCCGAACUUUGUAGACGAAGAGGAAGAAGAGGAAGAAGUGGCAGAGCUGGUGGUGGGAGAGGUAGAGGUGGCUAAGGUUGUAGAGGAUAGGGAGGGUCUCGGUGUUUCCAGAGUUGAGGUUCGUCCUCCUCUGGGGGUCUGAGAACUUUC